Messenger RNA from Necator americanus (New World hookworm), 204 nucleotides. RefSeq lists its product as uncharacterized. The coding region runs from base 1 to 204 and encodes 67 amino acids. NCBI's taxonomy places the organism in Eukaryota, Metazoa, Nematoda, Chromadorea, Rhabditida, Ancylostomatidae. The record is from RefSeq and is a predicted model, not a curated record. The transcript has 2 exons.
AUGAUGUACGGAUCGGAGACGUGGGCAGCGUCAUCAACGGUUAUGGAGAGGCUUGAUUGCACGGAACGAAAGCUGCUUAGACGGCUACUUGGCUACUUUUGGCCUAGGGAGACCGGCAGAUCGCCUUGUUCAACGAGUUCUGAGGAGUUCGUCGGGUUCGAGCUGGAAGAAGCCAUCUGGCCGAAAACGGAAGUUAUGGAUUGA